AUGUCUGACUACGACAAGUACACCACCCCGUUGUCGCUGCGGUAUGCCUCGGAAGAGAUGCUGCGCAUCUUCUCUCUCCGCAACCGGUUCCUGACCUGGAGAAAGUUGUGGCUCAACCUCGCCAUCGCCGAGAAACAAGUCGGUCUCGACAUGAUCACCGACGAGGCGAUCGACCAGAUGAAGCAGCACCUUGAAAUCACUGAUGAUGAGAUCAAGGCGGCGCUGAAACAAGAGGCGAUCGUUAGACACGACGUCAUGGCCCACGUCCACGUGUUUGGCGAGACGUGCCCCGCCGCCGCCGGCAUCAUCCACUUGGGGGCGACGCUGUGCUACGUCACCGACAACGCCGACUUGAUCUUCUUGCGCGACGCCUACGACGUCAUCAUCCCCAAGUUGGUCAACGUCAUCGACCGGUUGCUGAAGUUUGCCCUCGAAUACAAGGAUAUGCCCGUGUUGGGGUGGACCCACUUCCAGCCGGCCCAGUUGACGACGGUGGGCAAGCGGGCGACGUUGUGGAUCCAGGAAUUGUUGUGGGACUUGCGUAACUGCGUGCGGGCCCGCAACGACUUGGGUUUGCGUGGGGUCAAGGGCACCACCGGCACCCAGGCGUCGUUCCUCGCCCUUUUCCACGGCGACCACGACAAAGUGGAGGAGCUCGACGCCACCCUCGUCAAAUUGCUUGGCUUUGACUACGCUUACCCCGUCACCGGCCAAACUUACUCGCGUAAGAUCGACAUCGACGUCCUCGCCCCGUUGGCGCUGUUGGGGGCCACCGCCCACAAGUUUGCUACUGACGUGCGGUUGUUGGCCAAUUUGAAGGAGAUGGAAGAGCCGUUUGAAAAACUGCAGAUCGGGUCGCUGGCGAUGGCCUACAAGCGCAACCCCAUGCGCCUGGAACGGGUGUGUUCGUUGGCCCGCCACUUGGGCGGGUUGUUUAACGACGCCUUGCAGACGGCGUCGGUGCAAUGGUUCGAACGGACGUUGGACGACUCCGCCAUCCGCCGCAUCUCGCUCCCGCUGGCGUUUUUGACCGCCGACAUCUUGUUGCUGACGAUGCUCAACAUCUGUCUGGGGCUCGUGGUGUACCCUAAGGUGAUCGAGCGCCGUAUCAACGCCGAGUUGCCGUUCAUGGCCACGGAAAACAUCAUCAUGGCCAUGGUGGAAAAGGGGGCGCUGAGACAAGAAUGCCACGAAGAAAUCCGGGUGUUGUCGCACCAGGCGCUGGCGGUGGUCAAGCAGGAAGGUGGCGACAACGACUUGAUCGAACGUAUCAAGGCCACCAAGUACUUCGAGCCUAUUUGGGCCGAAUUGGACACCUUGUUGGACCCGCUGACGUUUGUCGGUAGAGCCCCGCAACAGACGGAGAAGUUCGUCAAUAACGACGUCAAGCAGGCGUUGGCGCCCUACCAGGAUAUGGUGACGGCGGAAGAGGUCAAGUUGGCCGUUUAG
This is a messenger RNA of Diutina rugosa, 1449 nucleotides long. It is a transcript of the gene ADE13, whose product is annotated as adenylosuccinase. NCBI's taxonomy places the organism in Eukaryota, Fungi, Ascomycota, Pichiomycetes, Serinales, Debaryomycetaceae. The coding region runs from base 1 to 1449 and encodes 482 amino acids. The transcript has a single exon. Gene Ontology annotation, cellular component: cytosol. Gene Ontology annotation, molecular function: (S)-2-(5-amino-1-(5-phospho-D-ribosyl)imidazole-4-carboxamido) succinate lyase (fumarate-forming) activity; N6-(1,2-dicarboxyethyl)AMP AMP-lyase (fumarate-forming) activity. Gene Ontology annotation, biological process: 'de novo' AMP biosynthetic process. The record is from RefSeq and is a predicted model, not a curated record.